CGUCAGUCGCCAUCGUAGACGUUUCGUUAGAGUGUCUCCUUUAAGAAAAAGGGAAAAAAAGAGUUUUUUUUAAAUAAAAAAAAAUAAAUCGCAAUUUGGAAAGUAAAAGAAAGUCUGUUAUAUCUAUUUACAUUUUAAUUUCAUUAAAUCUUUAUGGAUGAACUAAUUACACCUGAACUAGACCGAGUAACAUACCAAACAGAUGACUUUAAAAUGGAAAUCGAUCCAAUAGAAACUAAAAAUGAAAAUUGGAAUCCAUUGACUGAGGGUGUUGAUAUAGGGGAAACUUUACUAAACAUUUUGGAUGAAGUACGUUCUUUAAGAGAAAGAUAUAGGAAAAGCGAUGAAGAAAAGCAACAACUAAUAAAAACACUUAGAAGUGAAAUAAAACAGAUAAAAAAUGAAUUAGGAGGACUAGAUGCGAACAUAGAUCCUGAACCGAAGCUUUUGCCUAAGUUGCCCAUAAAUACUCUAGAGGAUUUGAAGAAUUUUGAUGAAAAACUGCCAUUAGACUCUGAUCUAAAAACUGAAUUCAUAAAAUUUUUAAAAAGAUUUUCUGGCCACAAUUUUAUAGUAUUUUUGAGAGCCGGUUUAAGGGCUAUAGUAACAGAUGAAUUGGCGAUAAAUUUGACUUGGCGCGGAACCCAAGAAAAACCCAGCAUACAAUGUUUUACAACUUUUGUGCUUUUAAGAGAAAUCUGUCUUUCAAAAUAUCCUGAAGCAAAUCAUACGGAAAUCAAUCGCAUAUGCCAACAACAUUUUCUACACGCUAGAGAUAGAGUUGGUCGAAAAAAUAAGGGCAAUGGUUCUCCAAAGACAUCCACAACACCCACAUUUUCUGGCUCUAGUCGUAAAGUUAGACCCAUUACACCGGUUAAUUUAGAUCCAGUUUCCUCUUCACCUUUAGCAGAUACUAAUCUUUUAGAUUCAGAUUCUGCACCACCUUCACCAGAAACUAUUCUAUUUAAUCCACUUCCCAUGCAACCUUCAAAAACAGAAGUCAGUUUACCUAAGCUGCCCUUUAAAACCCUGCAAAGUUUAGAAGAAUUCGAUGACCAACUGCUGGACAAUAAAAAAUUAGAAAAGCUCUUGAAACAAUAUAUAAAUAAAAUCAGUGGCAGAGAUCAUGCUAAAUUUAUACGUGGCGCAUAUAAGGCUAUAUUAAUUGAUGAGGUGGCUACUAAACUAUCCUGGCGCGGCACCAAAGAAAAGCAAAGUAUUCAAGAAUUUAAUAUUUUUCUGGUUAUAAGAGAUUUAUGUUAUGCCAGAUAUCCUAAAAUAACAAAUUCGGAUAUUAACAAAGUUUGUCAUCAGCAUUUUCUACAUGCCAAAGAUCGGCUUAAAAAGAGAGCUAAUGUUUCAAUUUAAUAAUAAGUUUAUUCAUUAAUAGAAAUUUAUUAGUUUUAAGGAGUUUUUUUUUUAACAAAUAUGACGUAUUUCCUUAAUUAAAAAUUUAAUUUACAAGAAAUCA
Messenger RNA from Lucilia cuprina (Australian sheep blowfly), 1471 nucleotides. RefSeq lists its product as uncharacterized. The transcript is spliced from 7 exons. The record is from RefSeq and is a predicted model, not a curated record. Lineage: Eukaryota; Metazoa; Arthropoda; Insecta; Diptera; Calliphoridae. The coding region runs from base 154 to 1368 and encodes 404 amino acids.